UUAAUUUUCACUUGCUUGUCCCCAUUUUUGGUUCCUUUAAGGGUGAAGUCUCUGGUAGUUUUCCACUUCAAUAGGACCAUGAUUUGGUCCGAAAUGUAUUCAGUGCUCUCCCCCGCCUCUAACUUCACGCAGAGGGGAAAAUGCGGACAGCAGUACAUAUGCCUCUCUUGCUCGUAGGUUCAAACUGUUUCUCUCAAAGCCUCACAAAAGUGACUAUCGCUGACAUUUCAGGUGGUGUGAAGGACGUGCUGGGGUGUGCCUGAAGAAGAAAGUGAAAUUCUGAAGCUUGGAACUUGCACUGUAAAUGUUAACGCUGCGUGUGCCUUAGGGAGCUCCGUCCUUCUGUGUGUCUUGUGGAGCAGGGACAUCUUUACUGUACGUCUUUAACAGCACCCAGCAAAUAAAUAACACAACAGCAGAGGGGACACGGACACAAGUGUAUCGGUGUCCGCGUGAAACUUCCCUGCCGACGGGAUGUUGCUACCGCACAAGGCAAGAGUGUAAAUUGUAACACCCGUUACUGUGUGUGGGCACCGCUCAACAGGACUUCGCCACCCAGUCAUUUCCUUGAGGGAUCUUUCACUGGCGCCUCAUUCUGCAGCAGUGUUUGCACGGAGAGAGAAAGAGCUGCCUAGUGGGACUGUCAAGCAUUUACCCAAUCGAAAGGUGCUUGGGAGGAAAUUGACAUUUGGCAGCCAGUCUCAGCGCCUUACUGGAAAAGCGAAGAAGUAGAAGUGCUUUGUAACUCAGCCAUUCUCACGCCUCUGGGGAGUGGGAUCACUGAAAAGGAAGCAACCCAGCAGGGCCAGCACGAGGAGACAAGUCUUAACGGAAGCUAAAGAAAUGGAGAAUGGGACCGAUCCUGUCUGCAUUGCAAAUAAGCCUCCGUUCUCUCUUAAAAUUAUCGAAAGGUGCUGCUUGACCUGUUCCCAGUGGUCGUUCUGCAAGACUUGCAAUGAUGCAGACGACUGCAUGAAACAGAGUGGCAAAUGUCCUGCAUAAACCAGACUGUACACCGCAUACGACUGUGGGCCUGCUCACUGAUAUUUUUGUCAAACUCCAGGACAACUGGGAAUCCUGCUUUUGUAGACUGCAGCAACAACUGUGUUUGAAAGCACAAGCUGAUGGUUUGUUUUUUUUUAAAUGUACCUACAUUUAUUAAUCAUUUAUGCAGUGGCAUAACUGUGCAUUAGGCUGUGUAGAACAAAGACAAAGCAAGGCCCUUGCCCAAAGGAUCUUACCUCUAAUCUUACACAAAAUGUGUUCAGUGAUGAUAAUAGGGGGAUUAGGGAGACAAAGGCUAUAGAGACAAGAUGCUCUGGACUUGAUCUAACAGGUAUAUUUCUCUUUGCCAUCUUGACUUUAAUGACACUAAUAGCCAAUCUGGUGUUUGUAGAGGAAGUGUUCUAUAUCUACAGGAAAACCCCCUCCUCUAAAAGGAUGAUUUUUAUUUGGAUAAAUGCAGCAGCUCCGGUGAUAGCUACUACAUCAUGCAUUGGGAUGUGGAUUCCUCGCUCAACAAUGUUUACAGAUUUCACUGCAGCAGUUUUUUUUGCCAUUGUGAUCCACAAGUUCAUGCUGAUGAUGAUUAAAGAAUGUGGAGGUCAAAAGUUAUUUCUCAGGAGAUUUGAAAAUGAUCGUUUCAAGAUCAGCACAGGUCCCUGCUGUUGCUGUUGCCUUUGCCUCCCUUACGUACACAUCACUCGACGAACCCUGUUUCUGCUGAAGUUGGGGACUUUUCAACUUGCUUUUCUUCGACCUGUGCUAAUGUUUCUGUCAAUAGUGCUUUGGACCAAUGGAAACUACAACUUUUCUGAUUUAACUCCUAAUGGAGCUGCAAUAUGGAUUAACUGCUUCGUUGGUGUCCUUACAAUCAUUGCUCUUUGGCCAAUUGGAAUCAUGUUUCAACGAGUUCGAGUUCUUCUUACCUGUAAGAAGAUCGUCCCUAAGUUUGCACUUUAUCAGUUUGUCCUCAUUCUGAGCCAACUCCAGGCAGCCAUCAUCAAUAUCUUAGCUCUGCAAGAAAUUAUUCCCUGUGCACCACCUCUGGCUUCUUUAGCAAGAGGAGCAUAUAUGAAUCAACAGCUCCUCAUAAUGGAAAUGUUUCUGAUAACACUGAUCUCAAGGGUGGUGUAUAGGAAAAGGUAUGAUGAUCUGGAACUUCCAGAGUGCACUGACCAGGAAACUAGCGACAACAAACAGAACACCAAGGUCAACCUAAAUGGCAAAGUUAUUGAAGAUGGAACCCAAAAUGUUUAGAAGAUGGAUGGAUGUGCUGUCUUCUGAGAGCUGGGACAAUACUUGUAGCCCAACUCGGCUUGCCCACGGCAAGAUCCUGACUAAUGUAUAUGCUUUACUUGAGGAGACGUCCAUUGCAACUUUUAUAUCCUUAUACUGCAAAUAGCAGAUAUCUGAGCUGGAACAGCUUCUGGGAUAAAUUCAUGUGACUUGGACAGAAAGGACCAAAAAGUGGGAGGAUAAACCUCCUUAUUUUCCAGAGAUACAUACACAGAGUGAGAGAUUUCAGUCUCCAUAUAAUUUCAUGCAGUUGUCAGACAAUUUGGGUCCCAUCAGUUGUUUGAACCUUGCAGUGUAACUGUGAAUUGAUGUAAUACAGUAUUGCACACAUUACGGUGUUUAUACAAUGUGGCAACACUGGAGA
Messenger RNA from Chelonoidis abingdonii (Abingdon island giant tortoise), 2662 nucleotides. Lineage: Eukaryota; Metazoa; Chordata; Testudines; Testudinidae. The record is from RefSeq and is a predicted model, not a curated record.